GCUCCACCAUUAUGCUUCAUAUUGUACUAUAGUUAUAGUUCCCGAGCAAUAUUACCCCCACCAUUUUCUUCAAUGGAGGCCAAAUGGGUCGACAGGGACAUAAUUGACCAGGAUCAGCUGCAGGCAGAGAACUCUAUCAACGCGGACACCGAGGAAGAAGAAGGCGGUGUCGGUGAAUCGGAGAAGGAGAAGAAGAAGAAGAAAGCUGUGCCACCGCCGCUAGGGAGACUGCCGCGAGGCGGCUCCAGUGGUGGUGCGGUGUCGCCGCUGUCUUGUCAAGCGGGGAGGGGGGGGGCUGACCCAAGUGAUGCCAAGAGGUCCCACCGCCGGCACAAGGUGUGUGAGGUUCAUUCCAAGGCACCCGUUGUGCUUGUUGCUGGGCUUAGGCAGCGGUUUUGUCAGCAAUGCAGCAGGUUCCAUGAGGUAUCUGAAUUUGAUGAAGCAAAAAGAAGCUGCCGCCGGCGGUUGGCUGGCCACAAUGAGAGGCGAAGGAAGAGCUCAGUUGAGUCAUGUCAUGGAGAAAGCUCAUCAACCCCAAAAACCUCAAAAUAGAAUUCCACGGCUUGCAAGCAAUUUUAUAUGAGAUCAUGAGAACGUUAUAUAAUAUAAUAUAUAUAUAUAUAUAUAUAUGUGCAUGUAA
Molecule: messenger RNA, 640 nt
Organism: Morus notabilis
Lineage: Eukaryota; Viridiplantae; Streptophyta; Magnoliopsida; Rosales; Moraceae
Product: squamosa promoter-binding protein 1
Exons: 2
Coding region: 73-552 (159 amino acids)
Biological process (GO): flower development
Cellular component (GO): nucleus
Molecular function (GO): DNA binding; DNA-binding transcription factor activity
Source: RefSeq, a predicted model, not a curated record